This is a messenger RNA of Synchytrium microbalum, 1092 nucleotides long. RefSeq lists its product as uncharacterized. Gene Ontology annotation, cellular component: actin cortical patch. The coding region runs from base 1 to 1092 and encodes 363 amino acids. Gene Ontology annotation, biological process: endocytosis; actin cortical patch localization; actin cortical patch assembly. Lineage: Eukaryota; Fungi; Chytridiomycota; Chytridiomycetes; Synchytriales; Synchytriaceae. Gene Ontology annotation, molecular function: Arp2/3 complex binding. The transcript is spliced from 7 exons. The record is from RefSeq and is a predicted model, not a curated record.
AUGCAAGAAGAGCGUGAUGCAGCUCAAGCCAAGGAGGAGACUGAACGAAUGAAGGAACUCGAACAGCUCUUACAUGACUUGGACGAUACUCUAUCACAACCCGUUGAAGACAUAGUUCCCAUAGUGGAAUCAGUCAUGCAAUCUGUUGCAAGUAAAAUACAUGCUAUUCGAGGCUCGCAUGAUAUGAAAAUCAUUGCAGAAGAACUAUGUCAGUCCAAGCUCUUUACUGACGAGGGCGACCAGUUCGCCAAAAUACUGGCCAAACAAGAUAUCGAGAAACUGGAUGCAGACAAGGGAUACGUUGUCGUCUCUCUUCUCUUUCAUGUCGGUCAACUAUCGCCCAACGUCUAUAGAAGACUCGCUGAAGACGACUGGUUUACGAAAUUACGUGAUGUGGUGUUAUCGAGGGCUUGGGCUUCAGCUGUGUUUAAUAAGGGGGAUAGAAUGCAUCAUGCUGCUGCUCGAUUGCUAUAUGAAGUCUGUCGAGUACAGGAGUUGUCUAUAUCUGAAAUGGAGUUGCUCAACGAUGAACUGAUACAGUCGAUAUGUGACACCAUUGAAAGAACGAGAGACGAUCAUCGAGAGGAAUUCAAUUAUGAUCUGAUUCGAUUGCUGUUGAUAUUCAACGACCAAUUCACGAAGAAGAAUGCUCGAACCCUCGUCAUGAUAAACCGAGUGCUUAGCUCAGUAGGAAGCAGAAUCAGUCACAGCAAGACAUUGACUGAGAAUCUCGUCUUUAUGUUCAAUCGAGCUGAUGACAUGCCCACACAAAUUCUCUUGAUUGAGUUCCUCAAAGUGCUAUUUGAGGACUCCACGACUUGGGAUAUCAUCUAUACCAAUGAUUUGAGAAUCGUUUUGGAUGUGAUUGUUCGAGAGACUAGGAAUGUGGAAGAUGAGCUCCAAUACAUGUACAUAAACAUGCUACCACCACUACUCCUUAACACUAACCUCGGAGAACUGAAUUACAAAAAGGAAGAAACCUCUAAACUGUUGCAUGAACUGAUCCACGACCGAUUCGGACACGUCAGCUUACGAGUUAGAAAAGCUGCUGAAAAGGUGUUGGCUGAUACUGAAGCUAUAUUGAAUCAUUGA